GCGAGAGCCACUUCCGGCGGUGGCCAUGGUGACGGCGGCGGCCAGGAGAGGAAUUCCGCGUGGGAGGGUGGAAUUGCAAUUUGUAACUGAGUAAAAGUGGCAGGAAGAUUAAUGAGAAGACGAUUUAAUAGAAUCCUAGGCUGGUUUGGGUUGAAAGGACCUUAAAUCCCAUCUCAUUCUACCCCUGCCAAGGACAGCGACACCUUCCACUAUACCAGGUGGAGGAGCAGAUAAUUCCUCAAUUCCAGGCUGGUUUUUGGGUGAUGGAAACGUGUUUAUCCUCCUUUUGCUGCAGCAUGGAUUGAGGUUGUUGUUUUGCAUAACAAUUACGGAAGAACUUGGGCAGGAUGCACUGAAUGACUGCUGGGAUACAACAGAGGGUUUCCUUGGGUGAUGCUUCAGGUGGCAACUUUUGAGAAUUCCAGCUGUGUUGUUGUUCUCCUUCUCCUGUUUGGAAUGAGGAGCUCUGUCCAGUUGCUGCAUUCCUCCCUAAGAGUUUUUACUGCUUUCAGAAGUUUGAAUUCACUUCUAUCUUCUCAUUCUGGGGGUUAAAUUCCCCCCCUCCACUGGAAAGGUCAGAGCCCGUAUUCCCAAGGUUUGUUUUUAGAGGCAGCCCCUGGCUGAGCUGGCAUUGGACACUUGCUUGAAUCGCUGCCAUUUCCAAAUUUAAGUCGGGGCUGUCCUGCUCCAGGACCGAGGGAGCUCCAGCUCAGAGUCACUGCAAGUGAGCCUCUUUUUCAGGAAGACAGUUCAGAAAGGAAAGCUGAUGGAUUUCACAAGCACUGUCAUCAUCCCGCUGCUUUUUGGCAGCUUGGGGAUCUUCGCGCUGUUCCGGCUGCUGCAGUGGGUGCGGAUGCGAGCUUACCUGCAGGAAGCAGUGGUGGUGAUCACAGGGGCCUCCUCUGGCUUGGGGAAAGAAUGUGCCAAAGCUUUCCAUGCAGCUGGAUCCAAGCUGGUGCUCUGUGGCAGAGACAGUGAGAAGCUCAAAGAGCUGGUGCAGGAGCUUUGUGCUGUGAAGAAUCACCGCAAAAAUACACACGAGCCUCACACUGUGGUGUUUGACCUCUCGGACACCAAAACUGUGGUAAAUGCUGCUGAGGAGAUCCUGAAGGCCUUGGGUCACGUGGACAUCCUGAUCAACAAUGCUGGCAUCAGCUUCCGAGGCACAAUCGUGGACACAGGACUGGAUGUGGAUAAGAAAGUGAUGGAAACAAAUUACUUUGGACCUAUAGCCCUCACCAAAGCACUUCUCCCCUCCAUGAUCAAGAGGAGACAAGGCCACAUUGUGGCCAUCAGCAGCGUGCAAGGCAAAAUAAGCAUUCCUUUCAGAUCUGCAUAUGCUGCCUCUAAGCAUGCUACCCAGGCCUUCUUUGACUGUCUGCGAGCAGAGGUGGAGCAGUAUGACAUUGAAGUGACAGUUGUGAGCCCUGGAUACAUCCAGACAAACCUGUCCCUCAACGCUGUCACAGCGGAUGGAUCUCGCUAUGGAGUUAUGGACAAGACCACGGCCGAGGGACAGACGGCGGCCGAGGUGGCUCGGGUGGUUCUCAAUGCAGUGGGACAGAAGAAGAAGGAAGUGCUUGUGGCUGGCCUGACGCCCUGCCUGGCUGUCUACCUGAGGAACCUCUGCCCCAGGCUCUUCUUCACCUUAAUGGCAUCUAGAGCAAAAAAGGAGAAAAAAGCAAAGGGCUCUUAGAGCUCAGCUGCCUUGGGCAGGGAGAGGCUGAGCCCCUGCAGUCGGCUGGGACAUCACUGGAGGUGCUCCUGCAGGAAAAUCCUUUCUCAAAAUGCUGUUUACUAUUGCACGGAGACUGGGAAGUGGUUUCCCCCACACUGCUGGAGUAUAGCACCUAAACCUCAGCUGGAGAAGGAGGGGUGCUCGGACAGGGGGGGAGAGCUGAGGCUGCAGGGGAGGGGUCAGGGGGACACUGCAGCUGGGGAGGCCCUGGCUGGGAGACUCCUCACCUCACUCCAGGCAUGCUCAGCUUUACUGGCCUGCUACAAAUAAAACCCACCUGUUCUGCCUUCACACGAGCAGACCUUGGCUGUCCCCACCCCUGUGAAAUACAGUCCUCAGCUGGGAGCUCUCGUGAUCAGUGUCUCAUUCCCACUCCUUCCAAUCUGAUCCAGGACAUGCUGCAUGCAGUGGGAAACUUCAGAGCCUCUUCCUUUACCAUGCCAAGUCAUCUGAUAAAUUAAGCUCAAUUCAGUGCCACUUUUAAAGAAGUAACUGAUGUACAAUUUGGGUGUAUUUGGCCAUCAUUUUACCUGUCUGAAUCAUGCCCUACUGAUGUACUGGGACAGUUAAUUCUACAGUGACAGCGCUCUGUGAAUCCCAGCCCAAGGAAUGCAGGGAAGCACUGAACAGGUAGAACACAGCAAGGCAUCUGCUGCCAGGACACACUGCACAGGUGACAGCAGCACACCUGGGCCACCUGCAGCACAGAGCAGGUGUGAUCCUGUGGAUGCCAGCCACUCUGGCACUAGAGAAGAAUCCAUGUGUGUAGGGUGCAGAGUGUAGCAGACAGACCCUUUGUUCUCAUCUGCCUUAAAGCAAUCACAGAUACUAAUCAGGAUCACAUCCAUUGAAGAAUGAUAUCUGCCUGUUCAGGUAUCACUUCAGGGAGCCUGACAGCCUGAAGGGGUGCCAUGUUCCACUCACUCCUCAUGUGAGGGACAGCAGCACCACUAGGAAAAAGGAAUUGGCUGCACUGAGAUAGGACAGAAAUAAUCUUAAAAUUGAAAUAAACUAAUAGUAGGAACCAAGGUCCAGACCCCUCCUGCCACCUCCAUGCACUUGCCAGCAUUUUCUAUGUGUCCUGCCUCACGUGUCCUGCCUGGGAGUGCACAUCUGAUGACAAAUAAAUUACAGUGCUAUGAAA
Messenger RNA from Cyanistes caeruleus (blue tit), 2882 nucleotides. It is a transcript of the gene DHRS7B, whose product is annotated as dehydrogenase/reductase 7B. Lineage: Eukaryota; Metazoa; Chordata; Aves; Passeriformes; Paridae. Gene Ontology annotation, cellular component: membrane. Gene Ontology annotation, molecular function: oxidoreductase activity. The record is from RefSeq and is a predicted model, not a curated record.